GGAAGCGCUCUCUGUGCUUAAGGCUCUGUUACGUGCGCAAAAUAGUAAAUAACGACCGUGCGUGUGUAUUGAACAAACAAAAAAGAAAUCACAUUUCCCCCCGUGGCGGCUACGUGGAGACUUGUGUCAGAUCGCGGUUUUGUUGCUGACCACCUCCUCAGCAGCUUGUCUCGUGGACUUUGACGGGGACGACGUGCAAGGACAAACCGCCACUCCGGGAAGCAGUAACUCUGCGCCGCAGCGGACCGGGGAAACAACCCGCAGAUCAACAUUUUUUUCUCUCUCUCUCUCCCUCUCCCUUUUUUUUUCUUUUCAAUUUGAAAUCACUCACUUUGGAUGUACCUUCUCGACACACCUGGAUCUUUUCUUUUCCCUCCGCUGUGAACAGUUUCCCUGCUGAAGAUCACCGUGACUCACUGCGGGCUGAAGGCGAGCCGCUGCAUCCUAAUCAGACAGCGGAGAGGACUUCAGCUCAUUGACAUUACAGUCAUACUUUUCUGGAGCACUUUUUUUCUUUUUUCUUUUUCUCUUUUUUUUUUUUAUUUCCACUGCGCUGCACUGUAGCCUGCUUGUGCAUCGGAGGCUUCUUCUCCCCCUCCAGCUCAGAGAGGGGAAAGGAGGGAUGCGGAGGCAACCCACCGAAAAUGUUAGGGGAUGAAACUCUACCUGAGCCCGACUGGAGCUGACUCUUUUCAUUCCGUCCUUCUGGUUUUUUUGGAGUAUUAGUGCAAAUUCUUUUUGGUGGUAAGAGCGAACACUCACAAUGACUAUUCUGUUUGGAGACUGGAUUGCGAUUAUUGCUCAGAUGAGUCUGGGUGCUCAGCUGAAUAUAAAUUAGGUAUUCAGCACCACAGAUUGCUCGCAGAGGAGGAGAGCGACAGAGCAAAGACAAUCUAUAAAGACAAAUGUCAAGGCCUCACACGAUGAACAGAACUCUUCAUUUGAUCCCGAAUAACAGAAAUACCAAAUUUGGACAAAAUAUCAACAGGUCGAAGGAGGCGUAAGCACGACACACACUGCAGCAGCUUUUACUGAGUGGAGAUGUAUCUUUCUAUUUUCUUUUUUCUCCUUUUGUGGGCUCAAGCCCUGACAUUGAAAAACUUGAAUUACUCUGUCCCGGAGGAACAGGGACCAGGGACAGUGAUUGGGAACAUUGCCAAAGAUGCCAGACUUGGACUCGAACAGAGUGGGCAGGGAGGACAGGGUAAGAAAGCCAACUUCAGAGUACUGGAGAACUCAGCCCCGCAUCUGAUCGACGUGGACCCCCAAAGUGGACUGCUGUACACAAAGCAGCGCAUCGACAGGGAAACCUUGUGUAAGCGAAACCCCAAGUGCCAGCUCUCCAUGGAGGUGUUUGCCAAUGACAAAGAAAUCUGUAUGGUCAAAAUAGAUAUUCAGGACAUUAACGACAACUCACCUACUUUUCCCUCAGACCAGAUUGAUAUUGACAUUUCAGAAAAUGCAGUGCCAGGAACACGUUUUCCCCUGACCAGCGCUCAUGAUGCAGAUGCAGGAGACAACGGCUUGAAGACCUAUCAAAUAACACGCGAUGACUACAAUCUCUUUUCCUUGGAGGUGAAAUCCCGCGGUGACGGGACUAAAUUCCCAGAAUUAGUUAUUGAACGUCCACUGGACCGAGAGGAGCGAAGCCGUCACACUCUUAUUUUGUCAGCCACUGAUGGGGGUGAAUAUCCUCGGUCAGGUACCAUGCAGAUUAAUGUAAAAGUUAUUGAUUCCAAUGAUAACAGCCCUGUGUUUGAUCAGCCCUCUUAUGUGGUGGAAAUUCCUGAAAACUCACCUCCUGGUAAAGUGCUGAUCGAUUUAAACGCCACAGAUCCCGAUGAGGGCAACAACGGACAGGUAGUCUAUUCUUUCAGUGGGUAUGCCCCAGAGAGAAUCCGCGAGCUCUUCUCCAUAGAUUCCAGAACAGGGGUCAUAAAGAUUCAGGGUGAAAUUGACUAUGAAGAGAGUCCAGUUAUUGAGAUUGACGUCCAGGCAAAAGAUCUAGGUCCCAAUCCAAUCCCAGGCCAUUGUAAAGUCACAGUGAAAGUGCUUGACAGGAAUGAUAACUGGCCAUCUAUAGGCUUUGUGUCUGUGAGACAGGGCGCCAUCAGUGAGGCAGCACCUCCAGGCACUGUCAUUGCUCUGGUCCGUGUCACAGACAAGGACUCAGGCAGAAAUGGGCAGCUUCAGUGCAGAGUGCUCGGUAAUGUCCCUUUUAAACUUGAGGAGAACUAUGAUAACUUCUACACCGUGGUGACAGACAGACCUUUAGACAGGGAGGUGCAGGAUGAGUACAAUGUCACCAUUGUGGCCAAAGACAACGGCAUUCCUCCUCUAAAUUCCACGAAAUCCUUCACUGUAAAGAUUUUGGAUGAGAAUGACAAUAUUCCCCGCUUCACAAAAUCAGUCUACCUUCUUCAGAUUGCUGAGAACAACAUCCCUGGAGAGUACCUGGGUUCAGUUCUGGCACAUGACCCAGACCUUGGUCAGAAUGGCACAGUGUACUACAGCAUAAUCAACUCUAAUGUGAGCGGUGGCGAUGUCAACACAUACGUGAACGUAAAUGCUGCCAACGGAGCUAUUUAUGCUGUAAGAUCUUUUAACUAUGAGCAAAUCAAGUACUUUGACUUUAAAGUUCUUGCUAAAGAUGCAGGAUCACCACACUUAGAGAGCAAUUCCACUGUGCGCAUCAGUGUUUUGGAUGUCAAUGACAACAUCCCUGUCAUUGUUUUGCCGCUUCUCCAAAACGACACGGCCGAGAUUCACGUUCCACGAAACGUUGGCGUCGGUUAUAUUGUUACCACAGUGAGAGCAGUGGAUAAUGACUACGGUGAGAGUGGAAGGCUCACAUAUGAAAUAUCGGACGGCAAUGAGGAGCACCUCUUUGAGAUUGAUCCAGUGACGGGAGAGGUGCGAACAGCCCACCCAUUCUGGGACGAUGUGAACCCCAUCGUGGAGCUCAUAAUUCGAGUGUCGGACCAUGGCAAACCAACUCUCACUGCUGCUGCCCGACUCAUCAUCAAGGCAUCCAACGGACGCCCUCCUGAUGGACUGCCGCACAUGAAGGACAAUCAAAACUGGGACAUGUCUCUGCCACUUAUUGUAACUCUAAGCAUCAUAUCCAUCAUGCUUCUGGCUGCCAUGGUGACCAUAGCCAUAAAGUGCAAGCGGGAAAACAAGGAGAUUCGUACUUAUAAUUGUCGAAUAGCAGAGUACUCGCACCCUCAGCUGGGGAAAGGCAAGAAGAAGAAGAUUAACAAGAACGACAUCAUGCUGGUGCAGAGCGAGGUGGAGGAGCGGGAUGCCAUGAAUGUGAUGAAUGUGGUAAGCAGCCCUUCCUUGGCCACCUCUCCCAUGUACUUUGACUACCAGACACGCCUGCCACUCAGCUCACCAAGAUCAGAGGUCAUGUACCUCAAGCCCACUGCCAAUAACCUCAGCGUGCCCCAAGGCCACGUGGGAUGCCACACCAGCUUCACAGGCCCAGUCACCAGCACUACAGACACACCUACUAACCGCAUGUCCAUCAUACAGACGGACAAUUUCCCCACUGAGCCUAAUUAUAUGGGUAGCAGACAACAGUUUGUUCAAAGUAGUUCGACGUUCAAAGACCCGGAGCGAGCGAGCCUCAGAGACAGCGGUCAUGGCGACAGCGACCAGGCUGACAGCGACCAGGACACCAACAAAGGCUCCUGCUGUGACAUGUCCGCAAAAGAAGCCCUCAAGUUGAAGGCAGCAGGCGUCAAACCGCCGCCGUUGGAACAAGGUGAGAGUUUCCUGGCACAUUUGACUGCAUGA
Molecule: messenger RNA, 3801 nt
Organism: Salarias fasciatus (jewelled blenny)
Lineage: Eukaryota; Metazoa; Chordata; Actinopteri; Blenniiformes; Blenniidae
Product: protocadherin-17-like
Exons: 4
Coding region: 1042-3801 (919 amino acids)
Biological process (GO): homophilic cell-cell adhesion
Cellular component (GO): plasma membrane
Molecular function (GO): calcium ion binding
Source: RefSeq, a predicted model, not a curated record